GCUUGCUCCCUCUUUCUCUUCCUCGCGUGGCGUCGUCCCCCCAGUGCUCCCCGGCUCCGGCUCGUCUCGGCCCUCCGUGCCCAGCCAUGCCCAACAUCGUGCUUUUCAGCGGGAGCUCCCACCAGGACCUCUCCCAGCGCGUGGCUGAUCGCUUGGGGCUGGAUCUGGGGAAGGUGGUGACGAAGAAGUUCAGCAACCAGGAGACCAGUGUAGAGAUUGGUGAAAGUGUUAGAGGGGAAGAUGUAUACAUUGUCCAAAGUGGUUGUGGAGAAAUAAAUGACAACUUGAUGGAGCUUCUCAUCAUGAUCAACGCUUGCAAGAUUGCAUCAUCUUCCCGUGUGACAGCAGUAAUCCCAUGUUUUCCUUAUGCUAGGCAAGAUAAGAAAGAUAAGGACCAAGGUAGAUGGAGCAGAGCUCCCAUUUCUGCAAAACUUGUUGCCAACAUGUUAUCAGUUGCUGGAGCAGACCACAUUAUCACCAUGGAUUUGCAUGCUUCCCAGAUACAGGGCUUCUUUGAUAUCCCUGUGGACAACCUGUACGCAGAACCAGCUGUGUUGCAGUGGAUCAAAGAAAAUAUUGUGGACUGGAGAAACUGUGUCAUUGUGUCUCCUGAUGCAGGUGGAGCAAAAAGGGUCACCUCAAUUGCAGACAGGCUUAAUGUUGAAUUUGCCCUAAUUCACAAAGAAAGGAAGAAAGCCAAUGAGGUAGACCGAAUGGUCUUGGUUGGAGAUGUGACUGAUCGUGUAGCAAUUCUUGUGGAUGAUAUGGCCGACACCUGUGGCACAAUAUGUCAUGCAGCUGACAAGCUGGUUUCCGCAGGGGCAACUAAAGUUUAUGCAAUUCUCACUCAUGGGAUCUUCUCUGGCCCUGCUAUUUCUCGGAUCAAUAAUGCUGCAUUUGAAGCUGUUGUUGUAACUAACACAAUUCCACAGGAAGAAAAAAUGAAACAUUGUCCUAAGAUCCAGGUUAUUGAUAUUUCUAUGAUUCUGGCUGAGGCAAUCAGAAGAACACACAAUGGUGAAUCUGUGUCCUACCUGUUCAGCCAUGUCCCCCUAUAAUUUCAAGUCAACAUUGUUCUACAUUUAGGAGCCCUACAACGAAGAACCCAACUCAAUAUUAAGAUAAUUAAUAUCUUGGAAAGCUUUAGGUUGACUCUGCAUUUCCUACUUCUACUAUGGACAAUAAGUAAAAUGGCAACAUCAUUUUCAUUGAUUGCAAAUUUACACACUUUGUGCAUUAAAAGUAGUAGUUGCCAUGAUUUAUUUAGAUGAGUAAAUAUCACAUGAAAAAUAACAUGACAUUUUCAAAAGCCACAGUUGCCUAAGGAGUUUGCAUUUACAACAUAAUGCUAUAUCUGUUUAUAGUCUUCAGACAUUUAGAUAAAAUGUUCAGGUUGAUCCCUUUCUGGGGGACAAGUGAUCCAGGCUACAGAUUUUUUAUAGGAAGGUGGUAAUCAUUUUGCUGGUCUUGAAAUUAGUCUUGGGGUAAUUAUUAACUCCAUUUCUUCUCAUCCAAAGAAUCUUCUGCUUCAAAUGUUUGUUUGAAAGAGUAGGAUCUCAGUAUACAGCAUCGUUCAUCUCAAGUUACUGACUUAUGUUUAACAUUGCAAAUCUUUCUGUUACAAUUAAAUGAAGGUCCAACUAUAUCAUGUGCUUUGUUAAGUGACUUUUUUAAGAUUGAAAAAUGUGCAGUUCUUUCAAACUAUAAACACAUCUAUAAUUAAUAUUUAAGCUAAUUACACAAUUCUAGUGGCUUGUUCCAUCAAAACUGGAUUACUAUCAAAACUCAUUCCCACCUGCACUGUAGCCUUACAUGUAUAAAAGUGGAUCACAUGAACUUGCUUCUAUGGUGUUUGGACAAAUUGGCAGCCAGCUUGUUAAGCAAAGCCAAGAGUGAAUUCUGAGAGGGCUCCAGUUUUGGGGGUGCAAGCUGGAUUGCUGGCAGUAGUUACUCCUUGACAAGCAAGCCAGCAACAAAGUUAGUAUUUUCUACAGUUGCUACUAUAAAUAGCAUGCAUCAAUCCAAAUUAAAUGCAGAAUGAGAAAUAAGAGUGUCUGCCUUAAAAAGAAAUGCCAGGUUUCAGGAAUUAUCCCAAGCAUGCAAGCUUAUCCUUCCUAUUAAAAAUAUGAUUUUAAGUUUGAUUGUUUUAUUCUUUAUUUCCAAUUAAAAGAAUUUAUUUUAUAAAAAUUCUAUCAGUAUAUUUGAUAUUUGAGAUAUAUUAAAAUUUAAUUAUUAAAAGUAAACAAUAUAUUUAUUUUCUUGACCAUCCCUAACCCACACAAAAUCAUUAAUUUUAUUUGUGGGAGUGUCACAUGAAUGCAUAUAUCAUUUUAGAAGGCACCAUGAGUUUGAGAAUUUCUGGGUCAAUAUUGGGUCACCCUUACCUAUUCGAUGAUGAUGAUGAUGAAGAAGAAUCAUGCUACAGAAACAACAUCAGUCCUGUUAGGCCAGAACAUUGUUGCUCCAACCCAUUUACUAACGCAGGCCUACGUAAUACUUCUCCAUAGCUUGUAUUUUGGUCAUUUACAUCCUCAAGGCCUAGUCCAUGCUACAUCCCUAUUAAAAAAGGAGGCCACACAGACUUUCACAAUUCAUGCUUGCAACAUUGGGAACUCUUGAUUAUUUAAAGCUAUUCACAUGAGCUUUCUUCUCUUCUAGUAGUAAGUUGGAUAUGCCAAAACAGCCUGUAUUUUUAUAAUACAUUUUAAGCAGUUACCUUUUUUUUAAAGAUCGCUCAGUAUUUUCCACAACAGUUCCCUAAAUUGGUAUUCCUACCUGUAAAGUAAGCGAAGUUGCAGUACAAUAUCAUCUAAAGCAUGAAAUUCUUGACAGAGAAAAGUUGCAAUGUUUCUUAAGUUUAAUCCUAAAGUAGUAUACAAAGUGUUGCAUUGCCCAAACUAUUUUUGUUACCCUAAUGUAAUAUUUGAUAUAGCAUUCGUUCUUUGUAUCUCUAUUUGUCUUUUAGUGUGAUCCUAAGAAAGCUGAGCCAAAGUUUGUUAACGUGUUAAGUUAUAAAUCAAGUCUCCUUUUCAAGUGCUAUCAGAAAGUCUGUUCAUUGUUUCAAAAUGUCUCAAUAAAUCUUAAAACAACA
Messenger RNA from Candoia aspera, 3091 nucleotides. RefSeq names its product phosphoribosyl pyrophosphate synthetase 2 (gene PRPS2). The transcript has 8 exons. Gene Ontology annotation, cellular component: cytoplasm; ribose phosphate diphosphokinase complex. NCBI's taxonomy places the organism in Eukaryota, Metazoa, Chordata, Lepidosauria, Squamata, Candoiidae. The coding region runs from base 87 to 1058 and encodes 323 amino acids. The record is from RefSeq and is a predicted model, not a curated record. Gene Ontology annotation, molecular function: magnesium ion binding; ribose phosphate diphosphokinase activity; ATP binding. Gene Ontology annotation, biological process: ribonucleoside monophosphate biosynthetic process; purine nucleotide biosynthetic process; 5-phosphoribose 1-diphosphate biosynthetic process.